AUGAUUUUAUCACAACCAUUGAAAGAUAUUGAUGAAUUGUUAAGGCGUAAUAUGGAUCGAAUGCAUGCUGAAAGUUGUAAAGCAAAUUCUGAGGAAAAACUGAUUUCCAGUUUACCGAUAGAGUUUCAUGUUUUCUUAAAGCAUCUUAAAAAAUUGAAUUACAAUCAUAAACCAGAUUAUAAUUUAUUGCAAUCAUUGCUAAAACAGAUAUUGAAAAAAGAGGGGCACAGCUUAAUUGAUCCUUAUGAUUGGGAAUCUCGUGAUCAACAUGUUUCAAAAUUGAGUUCACCGUAA
Acanthocheilonema viteae is the source of this 294-nucleotide messenger RNA. Lineage: Eukaryota; Metazoa; Nematoda; Chromadorea; Rhabditida; Onchocercidae. The record is from the annotation of a GenBank genome assembly.